This is a messenger RNA of Gossypium arboreum, 900 nucleotides long. RefSeq names its product ATP-dependent rRNA helicase rrp3-like. The record is from RefSeq and is a predicted model, not a curated record. NCBI's taxonomy places the organism in Eukaryota, Viridiplantae, Streptophyta, Magnoliopsida, Malvales, Malvaceae. Gene Ontology annotation, molecular function: RNA helicase activity. The transcript has 7 exons. Bases 1 to 900 code for a protein of 299 amino acids.
AUGGAAGCUCUCCUCUCUCAAUUCACUUUCCUCUCAGAUCAAGCUUUACAAGGCAACAAGAAUUUCGAUCCAUCCGCCAUGGAAGACCUAAUGAAGCUUUUCGAGAUCGAAUCUUACAAAGCAUGGGCAGCUUUGGAGCUAGUGGAAGAAAAACAAGUGAAAGGAGCUGAAAUAACCAUGCCGAUAUUGAGUUUCGAUCAGAUGGGAUUAAAAGACGAUCUCCUCUGUGGAAUCUACAAUUACGGCUUUGAAAAGCCGUCGACUAUUCAACAGAGAGCCGUUAUGCCGAUAAUCAAUGGCCGCGAUGUGAUUGCUCAAGCCCAAUCUGGUACCGAAAAAACUUCGAUGAUUGCUCUCACUGUUUGUCAAGUGGUCGACACCGCUAGCAGAGAAUAUGUUGAGGAACGAGCUAUUCCGAUCAAGGAGGUGUUUGAUGCUGAAGAAGUCUUUCGCAGGAACAACUAUGGUUGUGAAGUCUGUUGCAAGUAUAACCUACCAGGGCAAAAGGCUGUUAGAGAGACGGGAGCUCUGCAAGUUGCAAAGAACAAACUGGAAAACCAAGUUGAGAAACUGACAUGGAGAUUACAACUGGAGAAACGGAUGAGGUCUAAAGAAUGCUUGAGAAAGGAAAGGAGAGAGUGUCUAAUUACGCAUUCAAGCGGUGAGACAAAAUUGUUAGAGAAAGUGCAACAUGAGUUGUUGGUCACAUAUGCAAAUCGGCUACUUGAAAAGGAGCAUUCAGGAUCUGAGGCCUUGCUUAGAGAUGACAAGGUGGAGGAUCUUUCUAGGAUGUACAGGCUUUAUUGUAAAAUACCUCGAGGCUUGGAGCACAUUGCUAAUAUUCAAAGUCUUCAUAUGAUGUCUGGGUACCGUAAACUGCCUGUUCACCGCUUUGACUGA